AUGCCGACUGUUACGAUAGACGGAGUGCCCAUAGAAUUUCCUUUCGAGCCCUAUGAUCUUCAAAAAGAUUACAUGGAAAAGGUGCUCCAGUGCAUCAAAUACGAGACGAACGGUGUGCUAGAAUCCCCCACGGGAACAGGCAAAACUCUUUCAUUAUUAUGCUCAACUUUGGCAUGGGUAGAAUUCAAGAAAGCACAGAGGAAAGCUCAAAAGACGGACAUGUUUGAGAUGUAUGCUAGUUCUGCAGCUCCUCCAGAAAUUACUCCUAUGACUGUAAGGUCUGAGCAAGUGCCGGUAGUUAUAUAUGCAUCUAGAACGCAUACCCAGUUGUCUCAAGCUAUAAAUGAGCUUAAAAGAACUGCUUACAGUCAUAUGAGGGCAUGUGUUAUUGGUUCUAGGGAGUUUUUAUGUAUCCAUCCAGACCUGGCAUCUGAACCAAAUUCGCUUAAGACCCAAAUGUGUCAAGUGAAAGUGAAAAGCAGGUCAUGUCAGUUUUACAGCAGAGUUGAGAGAAUGAAAAGUGCAGGACCUGUUGUUGAUAAGAAUGUAAUGGAUAUUGAAGAUAUAGUGAAACUAGGAAAUUCACUCAAAUUUUGUCCUUAUUUUAUGACACAUGAACUUGAUAAACUUGCUGAUAUUGUUUUUAUGCCUUAUAAUUAUUUGUUGGAUCAUAAUAUCAGAAGAAAUUUAGGAGUUAAGCUCGAAUCCAGUAUAAUAAUAUUAGAUGAAGCUCAUAAUAUUGAAAAAGUUUGUGAAGAAUCUGCUUCUCUACAACUGAAAUCAUCAGAUAUAACAUUAUGCAUAGAAGAAGUUACUGCUGCUAUGAAACUUCUUUCCGAGCAAGAUAAGAUUGAUGUUGGUGUUGACAUACCUGAAGAUAUUCGACCAGAAGACCUGUGUGAUCUAAAAGAACUAUUUCUGGAGUUAGAAAAACAAAUUGAUGAUGUUAAAAUAGAUAUUUAUCAUGGUGUUACCCAUGAAGCUACAUUUUUGUUAGAUCUACUAGCUAGAGCAGGUAUUAGAGCAGAAAAUUGUGGUAAUAUAAGAAAUCUACUGUUGAAGCUAACAGAAUUUUUAGCAACUAUAGCAGAUGGGCCUUUUGCUCGAAAAGGAGUGGCUUUACAAAAUUUUGAUGGCAUGCUAGAGCUGAUAUUCAUGGGAAAAAGUAAUGACUUCUGGGAUAAAGUCAAAAGAUGUUACAAGGUACAUGUGCUAGCAGAGCCCACUAAAAAGAAAGGAAUGCAAGACAACUGGUUGUCAAAAGCAACACACAGUAAAGCUGGUGGGAAAAUAAUUAACUAUUGGUGCUUCAGUCCAGGAUUUGGCAUGAAUAUGUUUUUGGGUGAGAGACCACGUUGUCUCAUACUGACAAGCGGUACUCUAGCACCUUUAGGGCCUUAUACGUGCGAGUUGGAGCUACGGGCAGACGUGAAGCUAGAAAAUCCGCAUAUCGUGAAAGGGGAUCAAGUUUGUGUUAGAAUCGUAACCAAGGGACCAGACUCGGAAACGUUAAACUGCAACUACAAUAACAGAGACAAUCCAAAGUUCAUAAACUCAGUAGGAAUGACAAUAUCAAAUUUGAUAAGAAUGAUACCUGGUGGAGUGUUGGUCUUUUUCCCAUCUUAUCCCAUUUUGCAUGCGUGUAAAAAAAUAUGGGAAGAGUCUGGUUUAUGGGCAAAUAUCAACAAACAAAAGGCGGUGUUUGUGGAACCUCGUGAGAAAGAACCUUUCAACUCUGCCAUGCAAAGUUACUAUUCGAACAUUAAGGAAUAUGGCGGAGCUAUCUUCAUGGGAGUAUGUAGGGGCAAAGUUUCAGAAGGUCUAGAUUUCGUAGAUAACAACGGUAGAGCGGUUAUCAUUGUAGGGCUUCCAUAUCCUCCUUUCAAAGACCCCAAGAUUGCACUUAAAAGAAAGUACAUUGACUUGUGCAAUUCUAGGGAUAAAGAGUAUCCGAGAGGAGAAGAAUGGUAUAGCUUAGAGGCUUCAAGGGCUGUGAAUCAAGCUAUUGGCAGAGUGAUCAGACAUUCCAAAGAUUAUGGGGCCAUUCUACUGUUAGAUGCUAGAUUUGACAACCCUCGUUUGAAAAGUCAAAUGUCAAAAUGGUUGCAAGAACAUGUGAAAGUUACCAAAAAUUUUGGAGAAUUGAUCAGGGACGUUAGGGGUUUCUUCAAAGACGCUGAUCAGAAGUUCCAGAAGGAUAGGACAGAUGCCGCGUCAUUUUCAUCCGACGCAGUCCACCAUCAUCCGGCCUUUGAUUUUGGCUCAUCUUCUUCAAGCCUUAUUAAAAUGGAAAGUGCAUCAAGUUCAAAGACUAGCGAGGUGAUCCUUCAUCCAAGGAAAAAGAUAAAAAUUGCUAUAGCCACUGCUAAUGGUGAGGAGACACAAGUCACCGAAACUUCUGUACAGGAGUAUAUUACAAUGUAUACCUGUCAGAACUCAUCUGAAUAAUACCUUUGGUGAAAAGUGGGUUGGACCAAUUCACUGGCCACCUCGCUCCCCCGACUUAAAUCCAAUAGAUAUUUAUUUAUGGGGACUCCUUAAGACGACUGUUUACGCUACUCACAUAGAAACAAUAGGAUAAAGAAGAAAUAAAAUCGUAAAUGCUUGCGAGGGAAUAAGAAGUGGACCUCGAUUUCGUCGUUCAAUGGGUCGUCCAGUGAGAUGGUGUACGGAAAUCAAAGUUUGCUGUUUAGCAACAAAAUUCAGAAAAUCCUGGACGUAAAAAGUUUCCAGGAACUCAUCAGUGCAUUAAGCAACUACAAACAAACAGAUGAUUAUGAGACGUUAGUGAAAAACCUUGAUAAUAUUUUUAAGGGGAAAAUGCAUUUACGGUAUUUGAUAAAAGGGUUGGAAAAUUAUAUAAAACGUAGGCACAGAGAUGCUUUUAACGAAUAUUGUGAUAGUAGAUGAAAGUUACCUUUAUAAGAACUAUGUGAAAUAUUUAUAAUGUUACUAUGUUAUCAGUUCAAUUUUCCUUAACUUUGUACUUUUAAGUUUAUCAGGAUGUAUAUCAAAUAAAUUUGACUUAUUUUUAUUCACAUGGUUUAACUCGAUAUUUGUCCCCCAGCUUCAAAUGUUCAUCUUAACCUGACGCAAUCAUGAAAUAUCAUGAUUUUUUU
Molecule: messenger RNA, 3119 nt
Organism: Acanthoscelides obtectus
Lineage: Eukaryota; Metazoa; Arthropoda; Insecta; Coleoptera; Chrysomelidae
Source: the annotation of a GenBank genome assembly